UAGACGCAUGGGAUGCACACUCAGCCUGCAAUUCUCUGCCUUCUUCUACUAACAAGUCCAACUACCCUGUCAUUCAAACAUGCCCAUUUUCUCUGCCUAUCCAAACUUUAAAAGAAAAACAAAUCCAAUAUACAUUCCAUUUUACUUUCAUCUUCCCAAUGGAUUCCAACAGUAUACCCUGCACAGAACUUCGAUAUUGCACAAGGCUGAGAACAGAGUGCAAAUUUCUGCGUGUGCAGAAAGAUUUAGCAGUAACGAUGCAGGAACAAGAUAGCCUAAAACUAGAAAGCACCAUGAGAGUGGUUCAUUCCUUGACCUCUGUUCUUUCCAAGGCUCAGGGAAGAGAGACUUGUGACAAAGGGGUGGAUAUGAUUGAAAAGAGCACUCCGAGCAUUCAAAUAAAGAUUUUGCAAGAAAGGUUGCAGAAGUUAAGAAGCAAAUCUGAAUUAAGGGAAACUGAAGUCAAAGAGGUGUGCCGCAGAAAUACUUGUCAGGCAGCCAUUCGAAAUGUUGCAGAGCAGGUGAAAGCAGAGAGUGGACAACUGUGGGAGAUGCAACUUCUUUUAGGUGUUUUGGAUAAGCAAGUGCAGGAGCUGCACAACUCUAGAGAUUUAUGGCGGUGCAAAGCAUUUCGUGCUACCAGAGAGGCUGAAGCACGCAAAGAAAUGGUGCAGCAAUGGCAGCACAAGGCACGUUCCUCUCAGAAAAAGUUGUGGCACUUGGAGUCACAGAUGACCCACUUAAAAAUUCAUCCUCAUUUUCAAUCAGACCCAAUGCUAUAUCAUGAGACAACAAAUGGGUCUGACAAACGAGACAAGAUUGACAAAAAAUGUUGGAAUACUGUGGAGGAGAAGAACAGUAACAGUAAUCUUAACAACAGUAAGACAGGGGAACUGAAGAGGGUUUUGCCCAAACGCCAGGCUUUCUUAGAUGUGGAAGGUAAGGUGAGAGCAGACAAUGUAAAUGGACAGCAUAAAAAAAGUGAAUGUGGGAAGAAAAAUAUAAGGCAGGAUCUCCAUGUUAGAAACCAGAGUUCAACAAGAUGUCCAUUGCAGAAUAUUUCUAAUGUUAUUGAUUUCUCUCUUCCUCCAAGUUGAGAAGAAAUCUUUGAAUUUGUAAUUCAUAUCUUACUAGUAAUUGUAGAUAACUUAUCUGCAGUAAUUGUAGAUAAUUUAUCUGCUAUGAAGAAAGUUUGUUCUAUUUAAAUCCACUUACUCUUUU
Messenger RNA from Cryptomeria japonica (Japanese cedar), 1221 nucleotides. RefSeq lists its product as uncharacterized. The coding region runs from base 159 to 1097 and encodes 312 amino acids. The record is from RefSeq and is a predicted model, not a curated record. NCBI's taxonomy places the organism in Eukaryota, Viridiplantae, Streptophyta, Pinopsida, Cupressales, Cupressaceae. The transcript has 3 exons.